AUGGGGAUGCUGACGUUUAGCCGCUUUCUCAGUCGUCCUUAUCCCAACCACCGGGACGGCCCUACCAUCUUCUCCUUCCAACAGAAACUCAUCAUGGAGGACACUGGUUAUUUCCAGAGUCGCCAGUCGGAGCCAUCGGUGGCUGCGUUGUCCCCGGAGUUGGAGGCGACCGCAAUGGACGACGACCCCCUUCUUGAUACGGAAGAUCUAGCAUCUGUGAGCACCAGGUCUAUCUCGCCACCUGCCUCGCCCAGACUGUCGCGCAAUGCCUCGUUUUCCAACAACAGCAGCUCGUACCAGGAGGACUGGGAGACCUUCCCUCCGCUUGACAAGCUUUCGAUCUUCGAUCUGUUGGAUACCUUCUCUCUGCCGCAUCGCCUGGAGAAAUGGCAGCAGGCUAUCAAUGCGCAGAAGGAAAGAGUGAACAAACAACGCGAGAGACUGAAGUCUACUUCGAUGAAUGCGAAAGACCAAGUGGUCAAAGAAUGGAAGAGGCGUGUUCCGACGGCAGAUGAACAGCUUGACAGGUACCGCCGUCGCAUGAGGGUUGGUGUGGAGCGAUUGGGGAAGCAGUGGAAUGCGGCGGCGACGGUGAGCCUGCGUGAGAAGAUCUCGUUUAUCGCGGGUGUCCUCAACAUCUUCAUUAGUGGCUACCUGGUUGGAGCGUAUCCGGAAUACUUUUACAUCUGGUUCAGUGUCCAGCUGAUUUACUUCAUGCCGAUUCGAUACUACCGGUAUCACAAGAAGGGAUACCACUAUUUCCUGGCAGAUCUCUGCUACUUCGUCAAUCUGAUGUGCAUGCUGAGUUUCUGGGUGUUCCCGCAGUCAAAGCGACUGUUCAUUAGCACGUUUUGCUUGGUCUUCGGGAACAACGCGGUUGCGAUUGCAAUGUGGCGGAACUCGCUGGUCUUCCAUAGCAUGGACAAAGUCGUCAGUCUCUUUAUCCAUAUCAUGCCGCCUGUUUCGUUGCACUGCCUCGUCCACUUGACUUCUGCGGAGAUGCUGAAGGAGAGGUUCCCGGCAAUCUAUGCCAUCAAAUAUAGCGAGCCUGGCUCACCAGAGCACUAUUCGCUUGGUGAUAUGGUUAUCUGGGCUACUGUCCCGUAUCUCAUCUGGCAGAUAGCCUAUCACUUGUUGAUCACAGUACGUCGUGCCGAGCAGAUUGCCGCAGGUCGACCAACCAGCUUUACUUGGCUUCGCAAGUCGUACGCGAAUGCUUGGAUUGGCAAGCUCGUUUUGAGCCUCCCUGAAUCUCUUCAAUCGGUUGCUUUCAUGUUGAUCCAGUACUCCUAUGCACUCGUGACAAUGCUCCCGUGUCCCCUUUGGUUCUGGUACCGAUGGGCCAGUGCUGGGUUCUUGAUGGCGGUGUUCGUCUGGAGUAUUCAUAAUGGCGCAACCUACUAUCUCGACGUUUUCGGAAAGCGGUUCCAGAAGGAACUCGAAGAACUGAAGAAAGACGUCGCACGCUGGCAAUCUUCUCCAGAAGCGCUCAACAGUCCACUCAUGACACCACUGGUGGCCCAGAAUGGCAAUGGACCGGCCACCCUCGCCCAGGUUGCGUCUGACAAGGCCAGCAUUGACCGCAUUCCUCCCUUGGAUGCUGUUGCUGCUUCGACUGGCGCGCAGGAAGUAAACGGUAACGACUCUAUGGUGCGCGAGAGGAAGUAA
Aspergillus chevalieri is the source of this 1668-nucleotide messenger RNA. RefSeq names its product glycerophosphocholine acyltransferase. Bases 1 to 1668 code for a protein of 555 amino acids. Lineage: Eukaryota; Fungi; Ascomycota; Eurotiomycetes; Eurotiales; Aspergillaceae. The transcript has 2 exons. Gene Ontology annotation, biological process: phosphatidylcholine biosynthetic process. The record is from RefSeq and is a predicted model, not a curated record.